This is a messenger RNA of Salmo salar (Atlantic salmon), 5790 nucleotides long. Its product is annotated as F-box only protein 33. Gene Ontology annotation, biological process: positive regulation of protein ubiquitination. Lineage: Eukaryota; Metazoa; Chordata; Actinopteri; Salmoniformes; Salmonidae. The record is from RefSeq and is a predicted model, not a curated record. Gene Ontology annotation, molecular function: protein binding.
AUGAUCCAAUAGUAUUGAAAGCAAAUCUGCUGGAUGUUUAGUUUUAAGGAGAGCGAGUACCGGAACUGGACUGUUGUCGUACAAUCUUACAACGGUUAUAUUUACACUUUCUGUCCGCGAUUAAUACCGUAGUUUAGUGGUCUGCGCCAUGGCUUUGUACGGGGGUGUCGGAGCCAUGGCUUUACCUAGCGAGCUUAUCGUCCAUAUAUUUUCAUUCUUGUCCGACAGUGACAAGCUUCGGGCCUCGUCCGUGUGCUCUCGCUGGAGGGAGUGUCUGUUUUACCCAUCGCUUUGGACGGAGCUGAAGUUGCGUGUCGGAGGUGGUGCAAACCGGGGAGGCUCUGGCUCCGAACAGACCCCAAGAUUAGAAUUUCUCAUGAGGAAGUUUGGCUCCUUCGUGCGCGAGCUACAUCUCGAGGUUUCCCCUGUGGACGGAUAUCUAAGCCCACUGAGCGGAGUGGAGGGCAGGGUAGAACCUGUAGAACGCGACCCUCAAUUGCUUGAUCGCUGGGAAGACGCAAGGAUCACCUAUUUGGAACAGGUGUUGUGUGUGCUCGGAUGUAUUCGAAAUAACAGAAAUCUCCAGAAGCUGAGUCUGUAUGGGGAUACAUGCAUUCAGGAUGAGGGCAUUCUGGACAGUGCCUAUCUCCAGCAGGUUGACCAAGGAGGCAAGAAAAUCAAAGAGAUCCAACAGCUGUUAGUGGAGGUUCUGUCUAACAGCAGGAAGAUAAAGUGGCUGUCCUCCGCCUUCAUGCUGGGCGUGGUGACCCCAUGCUCCCUGGCCUCUCUGUCCAACCCCAGUGCAGGCUCCCUGGAGCACCUUGGCUUGCUGGACAACCAGCUGUCUUGCCUGGUCUCCCCUGUGGAGCUGGAGCGGCUGGUCCACCUGCGUUCCCUGGCCCUCGACUUCUGUGACUUCACCUCUGAGUUGAGCCACCUACUGGCUGGAGGAGACCGUGCUCCGCUACACCGCCUCUCCCUGAUGCUCAACGGCGCUGCUCUGAAGGCUAAGCCGCUCGAUGGCACCGCCAGUGAGGACGACUGGAAGGCCCUGGUCCAACGCAGCGCUAACCUGCGGGUCUACAUGAUGGCACUGGAUGUGUGCAGCCAGGACCUGCUGAGGGUGCUAAAACCAAGCCUGCCCCUGGAGAGGAUCCACCUGGACAGCUACUCUACCUUGGUAACAGACGGAAACCUGGAGCUCAUUGCCCAGCAGUACAACAAGACCCUGAGCCACUUCGUCCUGAUGAGGGAUGACACCGGCUUCCCUGACCUUGGCAUCAACCGAAACGAGGACCCGCUGGUCCUACUGGCCUGGCGCUGCGUACACCUCUCUGUAUUGGUCAUCCACGGCUACACUGUGUGGUCCCAUAACCUGGUGGCCAUCUCCCGUCUGCGUGGCUCCAGCCUCAAGGUCCUGGCUGUGUCCGAGGAGAGCAUCGACUUCGACCCAGACCAGAGGGUCUUCAUGGAAGGUGACCCCGUCCACAACCUGGUGAAGGAGGUGUCCCUGGGCCUGGGGCGCGUCUGGCACCCUUCUAUGGACUCCAACCUGGUCCUCAGCGAGCCCACCCAGCACUUCCACAGGGAGAUGCAGAGCUUCAGCUUGGGCAUGUAGGCUAGAGCUGCAGCUACCAGACCGGGCAGCCAUCUGGGUCGUGUUCAUUAGGCAUCAAACAAAAGAAAACAAGACCUAAACAGGAGGGACCCCACUUCACCAAUAAGCAAUGCACAUUUUCUGUUACAACGUUUUCCAUUGAAUGACCUAAUGAACACAACCCUGGUGUGAUCUUGCCUGCUGCACAUGCUGAGUGUUUGUCUUGAUGAUCUAAUCACCUUAUAGGUCCCAUCUAAUUUACAUACUUUAUCUUUUAUUUGUGUUUAUUUUCUUCUCUGUAGCAUGAACUUAUCCUCUAUGUGCCGUGUUUAUCAAUAUUAGCUCUAUAUUUAUAUCUAUCUAUAUAUAUCCUGCUUAUGAUUAGGAGAGUAUAGUCAAAUAUUUGUUUAGUAGCUAAAUGAGCAAUUGGUGUUGCAAGGGGGCUUUUCUACACAGCUAGUUUAGUUAGUUGUAUUGCAAGCUUUUUGUUGUUGUUGCUUUGUGUUUUAUCUUAGCAAGUGCUGAGUUAUCAGUUAAUCCACCUUGGCUUUUUGCAAUGAUGGAAUCCUGUGUACUUGUUUGUGCAAAUUUUUUUUUAAAUGGGAUAUUAGUCUAGUAGUCUUCCGGUAGAGGGAGGGACCGUGCUGAUGGAGUGUGUGGUUAGGCCUCCCUCAGCCUAGCAAGAUCCUGUCAGCUCUUUACUUUUGUGUUUUGGAGAUGAUAUUGUUGCUAUGUUACGGGACUAAGAUCCUGCUGGUUCUUCUCAACCCAGAGGUGGGAUAUGAUAGGUUUCCACACUGAGUUUCCUACGUUCUGCUGCAGUACUUAAGUCAGGGGUUAGCAUUGCGAGUCGUACGCUGCAGUUUGUUCUCAGAAGAAUCCUCUGUGUCUCAGGUGGGCAAAACAUGAUUAUAUGAAGAUGGUGAUGAUGAGGAUGUAUAUACUAUGAAACAAUCAGUUAGUCUGUCAGUCUAAUGCAGUUUUCUUCACAUUUGCCUUGGAAAACCCUUUGUUUUCUAGUAUCAAUAGUUUUUGCCAUCCAAUCUGCCCCUUUUACCAUGGGGUAAACAAACUUAGUCGUACAUUUGUUUUAAGAUUUAAGGUGUUUAAAGAAUGGCAAAAAGCUACUCCUUGCACAUGUUUCUCUUGUUCACAGCUAUGUUGGCUGAUUCCAGGGCCACAGUGUUUCACCAUCUGAAUGUUGGAUGGAGGGAAGUAUGUGCUUGCUUGUUCCAAAUCUCAGGAUUUUUGCACUUUCAGUAAAUUUGUCCAUUGAAGGCUUUCUUUUAAUAUAAAGCUUUCUGUUGAUCUGCGGGCCAGUGUGCGUGGUGGUGUGACUGGAUACUAAUACUGUGGAAAGAGCUCUUCCAACACUACGCACACCAGAGGUUGUUGGUUUUAUUUUUCUAGACGCGCCUUCUCGUUUCCUCUUAACCUUUUUAAAAGUUAACAUCCUUGAUGUGCGUCUGUGAAAAUACUUUUAAUGGCGUUUUCUAUCGUGUAUUUGACGUUUUUUAGAGCUCAGAGUAGUAGAGAGAAUCUGAGGUUGAUUGCUCAGUGGUAGAUGUAAAUAUGAAGCUAACAACCUUUUUAAUGUGUAAAGUUGCCUGCUAUCCAGAAUUCCCCUUGUAUACGCAUAUCUUUUUGUUGUUGCUUGUAAAGCUCCGGGAGCCAGUCUUGACUGAUAACGCAGUAGUGCUUGGAAUAGGUGACCUGUGGUUGUUCUGUGCUGCUGAGACGUUGGAACAUUCCGGAAAAGAGGUUUCUCUUGAUCUUGUGUGACUUGUGAAGCUGUCGGUCGGCUAUUACUAUUUGUUGUGUUCCUCCGUGCCCAUAACUUUCAUUGGUACUACCAAAGCCAGCCAUUUUAGUCAAGGAAGAGAAACACAGUAUGCAAAGUUCUGUAUAUUGAGAAAAAAUACGUUUGUUUGAACCGAUGCCAGCUGUUUCUAGGCAAUGUAAUGAUCAGCAUAUGGGAUCCACUGCUAACCUGUUUAGUUGUGGCAGUAAGAUAUGAGCCUGCAUGCACGGUUCACCUUAGUCUAUCUACGGUUGAUCCAUGAGAAGUGAUAACAUGUAUAUCGUUUCAAUAUUCCUUUAACAGAGGGAUUCUUACCUUUUUUUGUUUUUAGUACCACACCAAAAAGGAUGUAGAUAAUAUUCUAUAUUUGGAGUUAACUUGUUUGUGCUGUGCAGGGGUAGUGUAAGACCUUGUUAGAGGAUGACAAAUGCCAGUCAAUUGUUAAAAUGUGUAAAACAUCCUAAUGCUGUGCCUAAAUCCAGUGUAGCUUUCGCUCUUUUUGUUGUUGUUCGUUCCAGUUCACCAUUCAUUGUCUAGUACAGCAUUUGACUACCGUUAAAGCAUCUCAUUUCUGCAUUGUGUGUGUGUGUGUGUGUGUGUGUGUGUGUGAAGUUUCAGAAGUGCAUACAUCAAAGAAGGGAGUGUAUGGUGUGCCCCUUUCUCACCAGUGAGCAGGAAACAACCUUUCUCAGGGUUACUGUCAGUUGAGGAGGAGAGGUGUUCCAUGCCUAAAAAAAUAAAUGAUGAAAGUUAGGAAGAAUCUUUUUUCCAACUUGUCACUGGAUUAAACAAAACGGUCUGUCAGCGUGUCUGCAUCAGCUGCCAAAGAUAACUGUGUGAAACGACCCUUAUGAAGUGCCCACGUGCUGGCAUAGGGCAGGGCCAAUGGCUGAUCAGCCAAAAUGUACUACUAUGACUGCUCCUCCACAAAUACUACUAGAAAUAUACCUACUGAAUAUUGGGUGAAGUUGGACCACAUGUGGUGCACAGCUGUGCUGUGGCUUGGUCAACAACAGAGCUCUCGCUCACCAGUUUCAUUGUGAAAAGUGAAUGUCAUUUAAGUAUAGAUAAAAUCAAGUUUGGUUGACUCUUUCAGCCCUGUACGCUGCUAUGAGACGUGUAAGGAACAUUCCACUGGGGAGUUAAAAACCAACAGAAAAUGGCCAAAUGUCUGUAUAAAAUGUAUUUUCCAAAAUAUUUUUUUUAGGGGUAAUUGGAUCCAGUAAAUUAUGCACAAUUGGUCUUUGAUGAAAACAUGGUUUGCUGUGUGAAGUCAUAUAGAAGUGGUUGUGCAGCCCAGUCUCACUCUGCAUGUUAACAGUCAUAGUAGUGGAGGUAUUUUCUUUUUAUACUCUGUAGAAAAAUACCAGUUGGGUUAUUACAGCUUACAAAUCAGUUGGAUCUCAUUUUUUUGUUCUUGACAUUUUAUAUGCAAUCACAAUCCACAUCUCUCUUGUUGAAAAGGAGGAAGCUAUAUAGCGACAGUGAGCUGCUUGAGGGCAUGUCCAUCUCAGAGAGUUACCUGUAGAACCUCAUUGUGCUGCGAAAGCUACGGCUAAAUGACCUCAUACCAGCCUUAUUAAGAGUGUAAACGCUUGAAGUCAAGAGACCUGAGUGAGUGUUUUGUUUUAUUCCAUUAUUAAACACCUGCACCACUAUCAUAUAACAGGUUCACUGUUGUGGGGGUCAGGAGGGAAGUGAGCUUAAAUCAAGGCACAUCUCUUAAUGGCUGACUUGCAUUACAGCCAAGUCAAACGCAUAUAUUCCAGUGGCUUUUAUUUUUCUAUCACUUACAAAUGGAAAUAACAAUGUGAUUGUUUUAAGAUCUUGACUCUUCGGAAGCCAAACUCUGUUUCAAAGGCUACCGUGGGUUACAGACAUGGUCUCUAUGAGACUGGCCAGCGGGCCCCAGUUUUAAGUGGUAUGAAUGUUGUGCAUUUGUUUAAAAUCAGGAUAUUUUAUUGCAAAAUAAGUCAUGCAUUACAGGUGGCCACCAUGGGGCACGGGCAGUGCGAACACCUAGGCUGUGUCCUUAUAAGCUUUCGGGGGGAAAAAAUAACUGUGCGUAUUUGUAUAUAUCAAUACAUUAAUGUAUACUCUUAUGCAACAUAUGUCCGGGUUCUAUUUAUGAACAUUUGUAAGCUUUGAUGGUUUUACCACUUUUGCUAAAUGUUAAAAUAUUUGGACAGGUGUGUUCUGUCAACUUUGUCUCAAGUGAGCGCAUAGCAUUGUACAUCUGAAAAUGGGAAAUCCACUGGUGCAGGUGUGAACAUUUUUUAUUCGAAAAAGUGAUAACUAAAGAAGGAAAAGCCUAAGUGACAUAUUGGGUAAACCAGCUGAAUGUUGAAUGGUCCUUUUUAAACCAGUGAAUAAAAGCAUUACAAAAGACAAA